CUCUUCGAUAUAUCCAAUGGCCAUGUUGUUGGAGGCUAAUGCCUAUAUAAAUAGCCAUCUGAUCUGAUCAUGGUUUCAUCAGUCGAUACUGCCAGAUCUUACUCACUAAAGGUGCAGCUAAUUAGUCCAUUAAUUCAUCCUCCAACCGUUAAUUAGUUACACUUAUGGCGCCGACCGCGCACUGCAGCCACAUCAACAAUGGCGGCCCCCAGAACGGCGGGGCCGUCCUGGUGGAAACGGAAACGGCGCUGCCACAUUGCGCCCACCUGCUCGACGCCGACGAGUUCAGGCGGCAGGGCUACCAAGUUAUCGACUUCAUCGCCGACUACUAUGCCCGCAUGGGUGACUACCCCGUGCACCCCAACGUCACCCCCGGCUUCCUGCGCCGCCAGCUUCCCCUGGACGCACCGUCGAGUCCGGAGCCCGACGCGUUCGCCGCGGCGCUGAAGGACGUCCGCGACCUAAUCCUGCCCGGCAUGACGCACUGGCAGAGCCCUCGCCACUUCGCGCACUUCCCGGCGUCGAGCAGCACUGUUGGCGCCCUAGGCGAGGCCCUCGCGGCAGGCAUCAACGUCGUUCCUUUCACGUGGGCCGCCUCGCCGGCCGCCACGGAGCUCGAGAUGGUGGUCGUGGACUGGCUCGGCAAAGCGCUCCACUUGCCCGAGAGCUUGUUGUUCUGCGGCGGCGGCGGCGGAACAAUUCUCGGCACCUCGUGCGAGGCCAUCCUCUGCGCCCUCGUCGCCGCGAGGGACCGGAAGCUCGCGGACAUCGGUAGCAGGAGGAUCGGAGACCUCGUCGUCUACUGUUCCGACCAGACCCACUUUGCCUUCCGCAAGGCUGCGCAUGUCGCCGGCAUCCACAGUGACAACUGCCGUGCGAUCGCAACGUGCCGUGAUGACAUGUUCGCGCUCUCGCCAACUGUGCUGCAUGCCGCCAUGCAGGCAGACGUGGACGCCGGGCUGGUCCCGCUCUUCCUGUGCGCGACUAUCGGAACCACCCAGACGACCGCCGUGGACCCUAUCCGAGAGCUCUGCGCCGUCGCGGCGACGCACGGCAUCUGGGUCCACGUGGACGCGGCCUACGCGGGCUCGGCGCUGAUCUGCCCGGAGUUCUGCCAUGUGAUCGACGGCGUCGAGGCCGUGGACUCGUUCAGCAUGAACGCUCACAAGUGGCUCCUGGCGAACACCGACUGCUGCGCGCUGUGGGCGAAGAAACCAGCGUUGCUCGUCGCGGCGCUCGGCACGGAGCAGGAGUACAUCCUCAAGGACGCGGCCGCGGAGGGGGCCGACGUCGUGGACUACAAGGACUGGUCCGUGACGCUGACCCGCCGGUUCCGCGCGCUCAAGCUGUGGCUCGUGCUCCGCUGCUACGGCAUUGAGGGCCUGCGCGACCACGUCCGCGCCCACGUGCGCAUGGCCGCGUCGUUCGAGAACAUGGUGCAGGGCGACUCGCGGUUCGAGGUGGUGGUGACGAGGCAGUUCGCACUGGUGUGCUUCCGGCUCCGAUCGCCGGAGAAGGUCGGCGGCGAGAAGAAGGCCAACGAGCUCAACAGGAGGCUCCUUGAAGAGGUGAACCGGAACGGCUCGGGGCCGUACAUGAGCUCCGCCAUGGUGGAUGGCAUUUACAUGCUCAGGUGCGCCGUCGGGAGCACGCUUACGGAGGAGCGGCACGUCCGCGAGGCGUGGAGGGUCGUGCAGGCUCGAGCUGCUUCCCUCCUUCGUAAAAUGGAGAUUAUUUACAGCGUGGUUUCCUAAGCUGGACUACUCAUUUGACCUUGGCAUGGGUGAGAUCCCUGUCUAAUCUACUCUACUUGGCGAUCGGUAAGAACCAUGAAUAUACAUUGGGUCAAUUUGUUAAAUAAAUUUGGACGGUUACACGUAUACUUUUUUUUUUGUGGCGAGGAUUACACGUAUACUUGUUUUACACCCUCGGAAUGUACUUCUUUUUCUUCCUUACAAAAUGUACCUUCUUUUUCAGAUAUAUAUUGUGCAAAAUAUAUCUCUUAGACGCUAUCAUGUGAAAGGAGGUUCGGUGAUUGAACUUCAUGCAAUUUCGUCCA
This is a messenger RNA of Phragmites australis (common reed), 2059 nucleotides long. RefSeq names its product tyrosine decarboxylase-like. The record is from RefSeq and is a predicted model, not a curated record. The transcript has a single exon. NCBI's taxonomy places the organism in Eukaryota, Viridiplantae, Streptophyta, Magnoliopsida, Poales, Poaceae. Gene Ontology annotation, biological process: amino acid metabolic process. Gene Ontology annotation, molecular function: pyridoxal phosphate binding; carboxy-lyase activity. Bases 165 to 1754 code for a protein of 529 amino acids.